Seminavis robusta is the source of this 1044-nucleotide messenger RNA. The record is from the annotation of a GenBank genome assembly. Lineage: Eukaryota; Bacillariophyta; Bacillariophyceae; Naviculales; Naviculaceae.
AUGAACAACGAUCUAAAGCUGGCGCUUUCCCCCGACAAGUUUGAGACCUUAACCUAUGCCUCUCACGGUGGCGUGAAGGAAAAGGCGAUUUUCCUCGAACGACCACGCGCUGCAGUGGUGGGGACUGUGUUUGUUGAUGACCCUGAGAGGUUGUCCCCCCGCUUGGUCCAAAUCGUUCGCGAUACAGCACUUGUGAUUUCUUCGAGCUUCGAGGUGGACAUUGACGGUAUGAAGAAUAUCGUCAAACUUCGUGGGCAAUUGGGUUUAAUCCGCGUGGAAGAGCUGGCCCGUUCCCCAGAUGCAAAGAGGGCUCGAACGAGUGAUGACGUAGUAGCGACUCAAGUCUUCCUCCGGUACAGCGUUGAUCCUGCUACAGCCAGACGCAACAUCAUGAACCAGACUAUUCUUUUCCCCGAUGGACCUUCCCAUUACGGAGUGUACCAACAGGCUACUAUUUCCAGCGUCACGCACCAGCCGCAAGAAACGUUAGUUGAGUUUCCUGACGGAGGGGUGGUCCCUGAUCCUGAUGAAGUGGUCCAAGUCCGUCAAGGCAGCACUACUCUUGACCCAAUUACCUGGAAAUUUGUCGACAAAACCACGGGAAAGCGGAUUGGCUCAGAUGAGAGGCGUCAUGAAUUCACGAAGGCGGCAUAUUCCUUCAAAAAGGCGGUAAACUACCAAGUCACUGCAGGUCACAAGAUUGGAAUGGUUGUUUGGCGGUGGUGGGACAUCGACAAGAAGGAUGCGCAGUAUACUGGGACCGACCAGUCGUGGCUUGAGAAACGCAAGGAACUCUUUGGUGCGAAAGGAAGUCCUUGUGUUUACACUGGAGAGAUUGUCCGUGUUUCCAAUGAUAGCCGAGCUUUUGAGCACAACAUAAACUCGUUCAAAGGCUGUUCAGGCGCCAUUAUCUUCUUGCUGGACCGGAACCAGCCAGAUGGCUUUGAUGAAGAGUGGUCUGAUUGUGCCAUUGGGAUUCACGUUGGUGCUGCUCCGGCGGGUAUCUUAGGGUCUGAGGUGAGCCUCGGUUUUUCGAUCCCUUGA